This is a messenger RNA of Toxotes jaculatrix (banded archerfish), 5203 nucleotides long. RefSeq names its product calmin a (gene clmna). Gene Ontology annotation, molecular function: actin filament binding. The record is from RefSeq and is a predicted model, not a curated record. Gene Ontology annotation, cellular component: meiotic nuclear membrane microtubule tethering complex; cytoplasm; nuclear outer membrane. Gene Ontology annotation, biological process: nuclear migration. Lineage: Eukaryota; Metazoa; Chordata; Actinopteri; Toxotidae. The transcript has 13 exons. The coding region runs from base 315 to 3830 and encodes 1171 amino acids.
UUGUGUGUGUGCGUGUGUGUGAGUCACGGAGCUCCAUCGCUGCUGCCGUUCCGCUCUGACGGGAGGAAGAAAAAUAAACCCGCAGCAGUAAACACCAGCGAUGUCCGUCCAGUAACUGAAGCUCCCCCGCCUCCUCCCCCAGUUCUCAUCCUGAGUGUCCCGGCUUGCAUGGCCCCCGGCUCGGCCGCCCGGACAAUAGACCAGCCCGCCUGCCCGCUGCAGCAGCAGCUUCUCCUCGUCCUCUCGCAGCCAGGGGAUCUCUCUCUCUGAGUGUCCCUGUCCAGGAUCCCUGCAGCAUUCUCCCGCGGCUCCAGAUGGCCGGACACGAGUGGGAAGACUGGUUCGAGCGGGAGGAAUUUAUCGGACAGAUCAGCGACAUCCGAGUGCAGAACCUGCAAGUUGAAAGAGAAGUGGUUCAGAAGCGGACCUUCACUCGAUGGAUGAACCUACAUUUAGAAAAGUGUGACCCGCCCAUUGAAGUCCACGACCUUUUCCAGGACAUCCAGGAUGGGCGCAUCCUCAUGGCCCUGCUGGAGGAGCUCUCCGGCUGCAAGCUGCUUCAUGGAUUCAAGAAAUCGUCCCAUCGUAUUUUCAGACUCAAUAACAUCGCAAAGGUCCUGUCUUUCCUCGAAGAGAGAAACGUAAAGCUGGUCAGCAUCGAUGCCGCUGACGUUGCUGAUGGGAACUCCUCCAUCAUCCUGGGUCUUAUCUGGAACAUCAUCCUCUUCUUCCAGAUUAAGGAGCUGACCGGGAACAUCAGGAGCCAGUUCCCCUCCUCCUCCAGCCUGUCGUCCAUCCCCACCAGCUCUGACUCGGACGCGUCCUACUGCAGCACGCCGUCGGACGAGAGGCAGUCGGCAUCCACGGCCAUGCGAGAACACAGCAAGGCCAUCAAGAAACUGUUACAGUGGGUCCAGAAGCGAACGCGCAAGUAUGGUGUAGCAGUUCAGGACUUUGGGAAGAGCUGGACAAGUGGUUUGGCCUUCCUGGCUGUCAUUAAGUCCAUCGACCCCAGCCUGGUAGACAUGAGGAAGGCCCUGCUGAGGAGUGCCAGAGAGAAUCUGGAGGAUGCCUUCAGAAUAGCCCAUUACAGCCUCGGUAUCCCACGCCUCCUGGAGCCUGAGGAUGUGACUAUCAACGCACCAGAUGAACAAUCCAUCAUGACAUAUGUGUCACAGUUCUUGGAGCACUUCCCUGGCAUAGAGGAGCCGGAAGAGCCCUGCCAGCUGAUCGAACGCAGCAUCUCUAUGGGCCGACUCAACUUCCGGGACAGCGACUCGGUCCACAUAAGGAAUGGUGCUUACCGAAGCAGAGUGAAGGAGAGGUCCUACAUGUUCCAGAGGGAUCAUGGCCAACCCCCACCCAAAAUCUUAAUUUCCUCAGUGUCAGAGGACAGGAGUGCCACGUCGCCCCCAUUUAGGCUGGCUGCAGCUCGCUCGUGGUCCACUGAAGACUACUUAGCAGAUUCCCCCCACAUGGAAGACAUUUCCAGAAGUGUGGUUAAAGACUCCAAAGAAUCUGUCAGUGAGGUCUUAACUAACUCAACCUCUAACUCCCCACAGCUGUCUUACACUCACUCGCCCACUGGCCAGAGCGAUUCAGUUAUUGGGGACUCUGCAAUCAGCUCACCAGACUCCUGGGUGGACAGUGAGUUUGGGGUGAUGCCAGAGAAGUUUUGUGAGAGCCAAAGUGACAGUUCUUUGUGUGACAGUGGAACAGCCUGGGAUGUGUACCGUGCUACCCCUGUGGAGGUCACUACUCUUGAUGAAGGUUUUGUCCCAUCGAUAGAGGAUAGAGCCCCCGAGGAGCAGCUGAUUAUUGACUCAAAUAGCAAUGAAGGGAUUUACUCACUGGAGAAAACACAGGAACAAAUCCAAGGGCAUUCUGAGAAAAAGCAAGUGGAAGUACUGAAUGAGAGAGAGACGAACCUUGAGAACCACAAACAGGACAUGGCACUAGAUCAGGUACUGGAUCAGAACAAAGAUGAGAUCACAAAAGAAGCAGACUCAAAAGAGAUGGAUACCAGUGUACUUCAAAAAGAUGAAGUACCCAGAGAGCAAGAGCCUUCUUUUGAACCAUGUGAUGCAGAAGCACAGGCCAACUCUGGUUUUGAUGAUCUCCUUGAAACUGGUAAAUCUAACCAGUCCCAUCUCAGCUCUAACACUGAACUACCACUCCCUGGCCAUUUUGAAGAACUUGUGAAGCAAACCAGUGUUGAAGAAAGCACUAAUGGAGAACCAUUCACUGGGGAUACACAGGACCAUGAAGCACAAAUUAAUGGUCAAAGUGAAAGUCUGAAUGAAAGGAAUCAUUCUGAGCAGGCUGCAGUGGAAACACAGUGUCAGAAAACAGAUUCUCCUUUAGAGGAGAAAAGAGAGGACCCAAAAGAGAAAUCAUGGAUUUUAAGGGAAAGGGAUGAAGGGGUGGUAGAAACACAAGAUGGAGCAAGUAAAGGAGUUGUAAGAGACAACUCAGAUCCUCAAGAAAGCAUUAGCACAGAGAGUGGUGGAACUUUAGCAAGCACACAUCCAACCAACCAAGAGGGAGCACCAAUCAUUCCUCUGAUCUCCAUUUCCAGUGAGCCAGAAGAGCAGAAUGAAGAGGAAAUAUGUGACCCAGAAAGACAAGCUCACGCUGGGGAUGAAGUGGCACACCAGCCAGAGGCAACUGGAAUUAAUGGAAAUGACACAGAUGUUAACAGCCCUCAAAAUCCAGAUGAACUGAGUGGUGACCCCAGUGCCAAUGAUGACAAAAAACCUGUUGAGACUUCUUCCUGCUUGAUGACAGAAAAUGUCAAACCAACGGCUUCAGAACAAAUAAGGGACAAAGAAAAUGGGCAUUUGGAUGAUACAGAUGAACAUGACUUGUGGAAUUCUUCAAAUGCAGACACAAGUGUGCCAUGCACAAAAGAUAACAUGGAAAUAAGUGAAGCCAAACACAAAAACUCUCAGAUAGAAAACACUGACAGGGACUUCAUUGCUCAGACUUCCUCUACAGAUGAUAAACAACCAACUAACCAAUCGCAGAGCACACUGGAUCCAGUCAACUCAGAACCAAAUGGUAAGAUAGGGAUUUCGUGUUGUGACCCAGCUAGUGUUUCCCGAAACAUGGACUUCUUUAAUGCCGACUUGGAUCGCAGUUCUCCCACAGAGGAUUUAGUUGGUGACCUUAUAGAACCCAUGGAUCUGUUCUACCCAGACAAAGAGGAACCCAUGUUUACUGAACCACCUGAUACUGAGAUGCAGAGCUGGCCUUCUGUUUUGAGUGUAUCAGCUCUCCAGCCAGCUCCAGCUUCAGAGACUCUACCAGAUGACCAACCAUUCAACCUGCUUGGUGAAGACUUCAGGAAUGGAGUGGAUUUGGUACAAGAGAAUGAUAAGGUGAUCACCGGGACCAACCAAGAGCGUGGCAAAGCAUCUGAGUCCCAGGAGCAGAGCUUGUUGCCAGGGGAGAAGAUAGCAGGACUCUGGGGUGAUGGUGUCUCAGCAGAUGGCAGUGAUAUCAGUGAGGCUGAGCGAUGGAGCCCAGGCUCUGCCAGGGAAAACACAGAGCCUGUGAGAAGUGACACUAAAAGCUCCGGCAGACAAGAUGAAACUCAGAUCCCUCCAGUUCUCCGUCACAGAAAGGGAGCUCACCUCGCGGAGUCUGUGGACAGUCAGAGAACUGUGACUGCAGCGGCCAGAACAGCUGACAACGGUGACUUUUGGUGCAGUGAGAGCUGGGAGCUCCAUCUGCUGCUGCUACUGUGGCUGCUGCUUUACUGUUUCUGGAUACUGCCACAGAUGGACCUGAAGACACUGCCCAGCCUGCUGCUGAACCUCAACCACUGAACACACACUUAUAGACACACACACCCACACACACACACACACUCAUGUGCACUCACAUAAACAGUUACAGAAAAAAGGAAUUUUGUCAAUUUUAAAUAUAUAAACUUUGAAGAAACGUAUACACAAACACAUAUAGCGCAACUGCCACUCAUCUCUUCUCAUUACAGUGACUGUGUUCCAGUUUAAGUCAAGGCAUUUAUAAGAUGUAUAUUUCAAAACUACUACAGCUUUUCAGUAGGUUUUUUUGCUUUCUAGCUUUUAUGUGGCUUGAAGCGAUCUGUAUGACCACCAGUGGGGGAAACAUAUGACAUCUGAGAAAAGGUCUUAAUGCUAUAAAAGUCAUCAUAUUUCGAAGAUGAAGUUAUUUUAUUUUGAGAAUAAAGUGACAGUGUUGUGAAAAGGAAUCUGUAAUCCAGAGGAAAUGUUAAAAUAUUAUAAGAAAAAAAAGACCUAUUUCCUUACGACUUUAUUUGUGCAACUGUUUCGCAAAAUUACGACUUCCUCUGGUGACGUUAUCGGAAUAUUGCAAUGUUGCUGUCAUGGCCCUGAUAACUCUGUUGCAGAUCCGCUCCUGUUUUAAAGACACUGUAGAAGUUGGUGGUUUAUUGCUGUUAAAAGCAGAAUGAGCUGACCCCUUCUAAGAUUAUAUGACUGUACAGCACACUCUGAUUUGUAGACAGAGAUAUAUGCUAUGGAUGUAUGUAUGCACAGUUGCCUGAAUCAUCUGAAUAGCCAUUUAACCCAGAGGAAUAUAUGUAUAUAUAUAUAUUCUGAAUGAAAUGAAGGGGGGUUUAGGGAUCAGUUGCACUUUUGAGAGAAUACAAACUGCCAAAGAUAGUGUUGGAAGUGGUAAUACCGAAAGUACACAACUCACCCAUAAUAAUGAAAAUGUUUCUAACACGUAGGAAGUCUAGUCUUAGUCUUCUACUAAUGCAUUACCCCGGCUCUCUGUUGUACAAUAGUUGAGGCAGAACAUGUAUUUGUAAUAUUUUAUGGCUCCUAAGAUGUAUGAAUGGAUUUUUAAAAAGUUUUAUGAUAAAGUUUUAUGUGAUAUGAGCUAUGCUUGAGCUUGUCCAAGCCUGUCAAUGGAAAGAGAAUGCUUUACAAUGAAAUAUCUUUCUUAUAUGUUAUUUUUGAACAAUGUCUAUAAUGAAGGGUUAUGACCAAGUGACGCUAAAAUAUUCUUCUUUUGAUUAUUAUAGUCAUCUGUCCAUCAGUAAGCACAAUUCUGCUUCCACACCAGCCGGCCGGUGGGUGAAGUCUGUUUACUCUGAGUAUAAAUACAUCCCCUCCAUCCACAGAGGGGGGGGGGGGGGCAGCCAGAAAAAAAAAAAAAAGCCAUUCAUUCAGUUCAGUACAAACUGGGUCGUCCC